CUAAAUAGCCUUUUAGUAUGAGAGGCCCCUUGAGAGAUAAUUCAUACUUGGUUUCACACGCAAUAUCAUAAUCUCACAUGUACACCACUAUACUCUCUUAAAAACACUAUCAUACUCUCACACAUACACUAUCAUACUCUCACACAUACACCAUCAUGCUCUCUUAAAAACACUAUCAUACUCUCACACAUACACUAUCAUACUCUCUUAAAAACACUAUCAUACUCUCACACAUACACCAUCAUACUCUCUUAAAAACACUAUCAUACUCUCACACAUACACUAUCAUACUCUCACACAUACACCAUCAUACUCUCACACAUACACCAUCAUACUCUCACACAUACACCAUCAUACUCUCUUAAAAACACUAUCAUACUCUCACACAUACACCAUCAUACUCUCUUAAAAACACUAUCAUACUCUCACACAUAAACCAUCAUACUCUCUUAAAAACACUAUCAUACUCUUACACAUACACUAUCAUACUCUCACACAUACACUAUCAUACUCUCUUAAAAACACUAUCAUACUCUUACACAUACACCAUCAUGUGAAUGCAAAUAAUCAUGUAUAAGGAUCCAAAUGUCAGUGAAUGUAAGACAGAAUGGUAGGGUAUGUGAAUGAGAAUAGUUGUUUGUGUGAGAGAGUUUGAUUGAAACGGAAACAGUCCUGAAUUCUCAGUGCCUGAUUGGCUAUCUUUGACGAAGCUGGAGGAAGCAGGAUUUCAUGGACAUGGCCCACCUUCCCAAUCAUGACUGAUAGAAGAAGAUGGCGGACCGGGAGAAACUCAGUGAAGCCAUUGGCCUUUUAAACAACAUUUUAAACUCUCCAACCGUUAUCACAACAAUGUCAGAAAUGUUGGAUCAAAGGCGACAGACACCCACAGGUGCCUCUUCUAACGCGACUGUGGAGGAGGAAAUGCGGCGGAUCUUCAGGGCUAGCUCAUCAGGUGUAUCAGGAAGUGCCAGUAGCACUUCGUCUGGAUCUAGCCUGAACCAAGUGAUGCAACCUCGAUAUCGAACUCAACAGUAUUUCGGUGGAUGGGCUUCAAAGUCAAGGAAGAGGCCUACUGCCUUAAAUCACCCAACCUUUAAUAAGGACAUCAUACUGCUACCUGAUUCUACAUGGGAUGAAGUCUGCAAACACAAAACCAAAAGAAGGCUUCAUGAAAGGGGCUAUAUUUUAAGUGCCUUUGAGAUGAGGAAAAUGUGGGACUGCAGGACAGUCAUUGCAGAGAUAAGAGAAGCAUUCAAGGACAGAAUUCCUGAGGAUGUCAGUAUUGAUCUUUUGAUGGCAUGUGGAAACAAACUGGUUUCACCAAAGUUGCGUGAGGGCCAGGAACUGAAUGGCUUUAUGAUUCACAAGGUGUUCAAAUCAAAGGCAGUGUACAUUAGGCCAUCGACAAAUCUUCCAUUUCCGUCUGACAGCACAGAUUCGGAGGACAGUUGUGUGGAGGUUGACGCUACAUCAGCAUCUAGUGACCACAGUACCAGUCAGACCAGUGACUGUAUGACCACAAGGGCCAGGGGAAACCAAACUGCAUCAAUACAGCAGAUCUCUAGUUAUCCUUUCACAAGAAGGGCCAGAGCUAACCAGCUCUCUGCAACACAGCAAGCAUCCAGCGAUGUCAUGACCAGAGCUAACCAGCCUUCUUCAACACAGCAAACAUCCAGUGAUGUCAUGACCAGAGCUAACCAGCCUUCUUCAACACAGCAAACAUCCAGUGAUGUCAUGACCAGAGCUAACCAGCCUUCUGCAACACAGCAAACAUCCAGCGAUGUCAUGACCAGAGCUAACCAGCCUUCUUCAACACACGAAGCAUCCAGUGUCAUUGACUUAGAUAGUGUUGGCACAGUGAACCAGACACCAUCAGCUAGUGAUGACAACUAUGCUGCCUACCUUUCGAUCAUGGGUUCCAUCUCAGACCUUUCUUCUGAUGAUGAGGAAGUAAACCAGGCAAUAAUGGCCAGUCCUGAGAGUCAUGUGGCAUCCGAACACAUAAAUGCAAAAUCAGCACAGGAAGUGCUCCUCAAUCUUGCAUCCCUAAUUGACAGUAACAAAAGAUGCAGGUUCAACAUUAAUAGGUCUUCAGUACUGGAUGGUGCUCUGCGGGGCUUCAGACGACUGUCCUAUAAUCCCAAGCACCAGAUGUGCAUCAAGUUUUCAGAUGACUUAGGAAUGAAUGAAGAGGCUGUGGACCUUGGUGGCCCUAGGAGAGAAUUUUUACGGUUGCUCAUGGAAGCCCUGGUACUGUCACCAAUGUUUGAAGGAAGAGACGAUAAAUUGAACUUGGCUUUGGACAGUUCAGCUUUAAGAGAAGAUAAAUAUUUUAUCGCUGGCCAGGCCAUUGCCGUAAGUCUUGUCCAUGGCGGUCCUCCACCAGGAUUCAUUGCACCAACACUGUAUUCUUGUCUAGUUGGUGGCAGUUCUUCAGUAAAGCCUGUCUUGGAAGACAUUGCUGAUACAGACCGCUAUGAGAAGGUUAAAAAGGUGUCCGAAUGUACGUCUUUGGAUGACCUGAUAAACGCCACUGAACCACUGCAAGAUUACCUGGCAAAUGCUGGGUGUCUCAGGCCACUGAAAUGCAUUGAGGACAGAGAUCUGCUGGUUAAAGACAUUCUCAUGUUUCAGGUGGUCCACAGAGUCUGCGGGGCAUUUGAAAGAUUUAAGGAGGGGCUGAAGACCCUUGGUGUUCUGGAUGCGAUCAGAAUGCACCCAGACAGUUUUAGACCCUUAAUGUGUCACGAACCAUCCCCACUCACUGCUGACUUAAUGGAUCACCUGUUCCACAUCCGGCUGUCUGCAGUGGGAAGCAACAAAAGAAGGGCAGAGGAACGUGUUGUUCCAUUUUGGAGGGACUACCUGCAGGAUGUUGAAGAGCAAGAGGGAUCCUCAAAGCUAGGUAAAAUCCUAGCCUUUGCAACGGGUGCAAGUGUCAUCCCUCCGGUUGGCUUCUCCCCUCAACCAUCAGUUGAUUUCUUGCAUGAUCAGCCUGUCAGCUCCAGACGCUGUUUGCCAAUGGCAAACACCUGCAUCAACUGCCUUAAGUUGCCGCUGCUUGACACAUACGAGGAUUUCAGGGAGAGUAUGGACUUUGCAUUAGGUAACACACAGGGUUUUGGUAGAGAAUAAUAUAUGGACUGUGAACAUUCAAGCUUAGCCAUUUGCAGAAAAAUCUUGCAUUUGAUGCUAUUACAGGUAACUAUUCCAGUUUGAAAAAAAAAAAAAAAACACAUUUUCAGUAGUGAGCCAAAACUUUUUUUUUUCCAAUAACCAAUG
Dunckerocampus dactyliophorus (ringed pipefish) is the source of this 3282-nucleotide messenger RNA. RefSeq lists its product as uncharacterized. The transcript is spliced from 9 exons. Gene Ontology annotation, molecular function: ubiquitin-protein transferase activity. The record is from RefSeq and is a predicted model, not a curated record. Lineage: Eukaryota; Metazoa; Chordata; Actinopteri; Syngnathiformes; Syngnathidae. Bases 772 to 3135 code for a protein of 787 amino acids. Gene Ontology annotation, cellular component: nucleus.